AUGGAUUUAGAUGGCAUUUUAUAUCUUUUAUUUUGUGUUCCAUGUUGUUUAAUGGAGAUAUAUAUUUCAAAGGUAAAAUAUUCAUCAUCAACAUCACCAAAAACUGCAUCAAACGAUCGUGAAACAUUUAUCUUUAUCUGGUUAAUUGUAACCUGUUCACAAGUAUUUUCCGUAAGUUGUGCUCGUUUAGGUUAUGGAUCAAAAAUAAUUGAUAAGAAUUCUUUUAUAUAUUAUUUAUGGAUUUCAUUUAAUAUCAUUUUAUAUCUAAUGGGCGUUUCAUUACGAAAACAAUCAAUAGAACAAUUAGGUGAAUGGUUUACAACUGUUAUUCGGACAGAUGACAAUCAACAAUUAAUUGAUUUUGGAUGGUAUGAAAAAAUGCGACAUCCAUCAUAUGCAGGUUCAUUAUUGUAUUUUCUUGCUUUGGCUUUACUUCUAAAUAAUUGGCUAAGUUUAUUUAUUGCGAUGAUACCAAUUUCUUUAGUUUUUUAUUAUCGCAUUUAUAUUGAAGAACAAGUAUUAAAAAAACACUUUGGCAUGAAAUAUGAAGAAUAUAGACAAAGAGUACCACAUAUGAUUAUUCCAAAAGUAUUUUAA
Messenger RNA from Rotaria sp. Silwood2, 597 nucleotides. NCBI's taxonomy places the organism in Eukaryota, Metazoa, Rotifera, Eurotatoria, Philodinida, Philodinidae. The record is from the annotation of a GenBank genome assembly.